This is a messenger RNA of Nematostella vectensis (starlet sea anemone), 7236 nucleotides long. RefSeq names its product myoferlin. Lineage: Eukaryota; Metazoa; Cnidaria; Anthozoa; Actiniaria; Edwardsiidae. Gene Ontology annotation, biological process: membrane fusion; plasma membrane organization. The coding region runs from base 241 to 6591 and encodes 2116 amino acids. The record is from RefSeq and is a predicted model, not a curated record. The transcript has 59 exons. Gene Ontology annotation, cellular component: membrane.
AUACAAAAUUGAUCAAAUGAAUCACAUAGCAAAUAACCACACCAGACAUUGCUAAAUGAAGGCCUUUUAGCCUUUGUCUCGGGUACCCUGUGGCUAUGCAUGCUCUGUUAGUAAUUCCGCAGUCAUCUACGCGUAACGGCACUUAGCCCUCCACCCCGACUUUAACACGUCGACUGCCAUGAAAAACACUCUGCUAUAAAAAGCUGCGAUAUCUCGGUAUCUAUAUGGGCGCAAUCCACGAUGCUGAGGGUGGUAGUCAAGUCGGCAGUUAAUCUACCCAAUGUUGACUUUAGAGGGGAGAGCGAUCCAUAUGUCAAACUUAGCUUCAGAGGGGAAGAGAAAAAGACAAAAGUGAUCGAUGACAACCUGAAUCCUGUGUGGGAUGAGGAUAACGAGUUUGAAUGGAGUCUCGGUGGAGGAACUCUUUCGCUUGAUGACACACUGAAAGUCAGUGUGAAGGACUGGGAUUUGUGUCCGCCAAGGAAGCUUCUUGGCCAAGUGACAAUCGCUCUUAAAGAACUCCUGAAAACCAAAGACUAUGCUCUGGAGAAGGAGUACCCUCUUGUUGACAGUAGUAAUCGCGCUACCCCGGGGUCGCUGAAUCUGCGUAUCGAGUUCAAGUUACCAGGUGGACGAAGCCCUGCAGAUUUGCAGCCGUCUUCACCUGGCGUGGAGCUAGAGUACAUGGAUGAGCUAGAUGCCGGGGUCGGGAAGGAGGGGACAUCAGAAGAAGACGACAAGGAAGACAACGACGAUCAGGGAAAGGAUAGAGAGCACAGGAAAAGGAGACGGCGCCGACGGCAUGCUACUCGGAAACGGUCAAGCAAACCACAGCACUAUCAGGUCCGAGUUAAGAUCCACGAGGGACGCCAAAUUCCUGGUACAAAUAUUCACCCUCUAGUUCGUGUUUCUGUUGGAAACAAGAAGCAGUCAACGAGCGUGAAGCGAUCGACUAAUAGCCCAACAUACAACCAGACUUUGUUCUUCAACUUUCACGCGUCUGAGGCUGAGCUUUUUGACGAAUUGAUGACUCUUGAGGUUUUCAACUCGAGGACUUUUCUAUCUGAUUCAUUGCUUGGAUUUUUCGAGAGUGACAUCGGGACUUUGUACGAGCUUCCAGAUCACGCAUUUUUGCGCAAAUGGGUCUUGUUGACCGGAGCAGGAGUGCAGGAGAGUGAAGACGAGGGCGAAGAUCGUAAAACUCGCUCAAGGGGACGUGAUGGCGGUCCUGCAGGCUAUCUCAAAGUGACCGCGAUGGUGCUGGGGCCUGGUGAUGAGCCACCGGUGGCAUCCAAGCUGGAUUCGGUCGACUCUGCCAACGAUGACAUUGAGUCCAAUUUGCUUCUACCUGCUGGUGUAAGGCGACAACAAGCGGUUUUUCAGCUGAGAGUUUAUUUCGCGGAAGAUCUCCCUCAAAUGGACUCUGGCUGGUCUCGGAGGUUUAGAAAGUGGUUUCUACCAGGUUCUGCGAAAGAGAGUGCAGAAGAAAGAAAGAAGUCAGUGGAUCCGUACUUAACUUUCAGCUUUUGUGGAAAACAGAUUCAAACAAAGACCCAACAUCAUGAGAAUAACCCUGUUUUCAACCAGAUGCUUCAGCUCCCUGUCAUGUUACCUUCCAUGUGUGAGAAUAUAAAGCUGCAGCUCUGGGAUUGGGACAGCUUUUCUAAGCAUGAUUGUAUCGCAACGGCUUAUCUCCCACUCUCAGAAAUAUCAGGCAAAAGCUAUGGCGAAGACUUCUUCCCUCGGUACGGUCCGUGUUACUUGAACUUUUACGGCUCACCACGAGAGUUCCAGCUCAUCUCAGACGAACAUGAGGACCUUAACAAAGGGAUUGGCGAAGGCGUGGCGUAUCGUGGUCGUGUGAUGUUGGAGUUGACCACUGAAGACACGAGUGACGUGUCUAGCACCGUGUCCACCUUGGGAGAUGACGAUGCCUUUAUUGUCCAACCAUAUCUGAAGCAAGAUCAAUUCAAGCUGUUUGCGUGUUUUUACGAAGCCUCAAUGGUUUGCAAGGGCUCAGCUCCGGUAGAGUUUGAAGUCAGCAUAGGCAAUUUCGGUAACAUUCUAGACGAGACUGUAGCCGCGUGUAAUACGCCUCCCACUAACCCCAUCUACGACGGCUGCUAUUACCAUUACCUGCCGUGGUUCCACCAGAAGCCCUGUGUGUGCCUUGACUGCGACUGGGAGAAUAUCGCGUUCAGGAUCGAGCCGCUCAAUUUGCUAAGCAAUACCUGCGAUCGCUUGGAGGAGGCGCUUAACCACACAAAGGAGAAGAUCAAGAACAAUCCGAUAGGAGACAUGGAGUCUGUAAGUCUGGUUUACAACAUGCUGGAGAAGGUCGUCCGUGAAUGCAGCUAUGUCCGUCAGUUCCUUAAAGACACUUUGCCAAAGCUGCCCAGAGUCCGUAACAAGUCGGACAUGAAGGUCCAGGCAUUACGGGACUUUGAGCUGAGAGGCAUCGUGAGAGAUGCGACCGACGAAAUUCAGAAACGUAAGGACGAGGAAAUGUACCCAUCCGCUCGGGAAGUGAUCCCCGGUGAUGAUGUCAACCUCAGUGAAGUUGAAAACUUUCUGCUGCGCCUGCGAGGCCUUGUCUUUGAGCCACAGAAUAGCAUGCCUGACGUCAUUAUCUGGAUGAUCAGUGGCGGGAAGCGAGUUGCAUACCACAGGGUACCCGCUAGGGAUAUUAUGUACUCGCCUCAUAAGCAUGCCAGUGGCAAAUGGUGCGGCAAACCUAUGGAGGUUUUCUUGAAGUACCCUGGGAAAAGAGCACAGGACGUGCAAGAGAGACCUGAGCUACCAGGCCUUGUGCGGGUCGAGCUGUGGCUCGGUACCAGGCUCCACCGGGAUCAAUGGUCGCUGCGUAAGAGCAAGGAAGGAGAGUUUGCGGUGUUCGCCGAGACGUAUGAGAACGAAGUUUUCACGAUGGUCAAAUGGACGAAAUCAGGAACGACAACAAGGCCACAUUACUCAAACGCCAGUGGAGAUCUGGAACUGCACAAGGAUAAGUUUCUUGAGCCCGCCAACUGGCAUUUUGAAGGCGAUUGGACACCAAGUAUUGAUAAGAGCGCUAUGUACGCGCGGGACUGGGGAAUGAGUGUGUUUGUGGAGGAGAUUUACGAGCACCAGAGCAGAAAUAUCAUCGGAGGGGGCUGGGACGAGUCGUCUACUUGGAAAGACGCAUUUGACGAGCCUUGCAGUACACCAUCACGACUGCCUGCACCUGAUGGCUGGGUCUGGAAAUCUGAGGGGUGGACCGUGGAUACCAACAGGGCUGUGGACGCGGGGGGUUGGGAAUACAGUGUAGGGGAGGAAUUGGGAGGAAUUUAUAGUAGGGCGCAGAAGAGCUUCCACCGCGUACGACGCCGGCGAUUGGUUCGGACCAGAGAACUGAAGGACGAACGGGCAGCUAGCAAAAGGCUUAAGCUCGAGCAACUAGCCGAAGAAGGUUGGGAGUACGCGCCGUCUUUCUUGCAUAAGUUCCACAUCAAGCCACACAAGCGAGACUUCGUCCGCCGUAAGCGCCUUCUGCGCAAACUCAAACCAAAUGGGUCCACGCUACCUGAGUUGCCGCCAAAACUCUGCAUCAAGCUCAAGGUGAAAGAGAAAAAGAAAAAGAAAAAGAAAAAAGGAUCUGACGAGAGAGAGACGCUCAUGAGGGAAGAGGAGCAGGAAGGCCAUCUACCGGUCGCACCACGCAUGCUCGUGGAGUUCAGAGAGCCAUACAAAUUUCAGUUGUGGGUGUACAUGUACCAGGCACGUGAUCUGCUGGGGUUGGACGACUCAGGGAUGAGCGACCCGUAUGUUCGAGUGUGCUUCUCAAACCAAAGCCAGAAGACGGAGAUGCGUGCGCAGACCCUGUCCCCCAACUGGGACCAGACGCUUGUGUUUCGUCAGGUCGAGCUCUGCGACAGGUGGCACAACAUUAAGCGCUACACGCCAAGCGUCGUCAUGGAGAUCUAUGACAAGGACCCUGUGGGGAAGGACGAUUUCAUGGGUCGGUGCCUGAUAAAGCCGCUACUACAAGAUAAAGACGGGGCUCAUCCUCCGUCGCUCAGCUGGUACACGGUGCAGAGAGGAGACUCUACAGCCGGAGAGGUGUUGGCCGCGUGUGAGCUAUUCCUGGACGAUGGAAAGAAUAUCCCAUCCCUCCCCUCCCCGAAGAAUCCCAAGGCUCCCCCUGUGGAUUAUAUAUGGCCUGUACGUGAUGCACUUCGGCCGCAGCUGCGUAGGAUCGCUGUAGAGGUCCUGUGUUGGGGUGUGAGGAACAUGAAGGCUUUCCGUGGAACAGACGUCAACUCCCCCAUGGUGGAGUUUGAGUGGGGAGACAAAACAUUCCGCUCGGGCAUCAUGGCGAACGCGAAGAAAAACCCAAACUUUCCUCAUCCCAUUCUUGACCGGGAAAUCGUGACUCUUCCGGUAGAGCCGUACACCCCUGCCAUGAGCAUCCGGGUCUUUGAUAAGCGCGCCUUUGGCUCUAAACCGCUGGUCGGCGUCCACUCACUGCCGUCGCUCAAGCAUUUCGAGCGCGAGAUCCCAAAGCCUGGAACACUCAGACCAGACAGAGCUCAGUCACCUGCCUCACCCAUGUCAUUGACGCCAAGACAGGCAUCCAGACGAGUCGCAACCAAGGCGGGUGAAGAAUUCGACUGGUGGUCUAAGUACUACUUCUCUCUGAAAUACCAAAGCAAGCAAGCAAGACACGUGAGAAGGGCCAAGGCGGACACUACUGAAUACUUCCUUGGACAGUUGAAGAAGCAGUUUUCCGGUGAUGACGGUAGUUCUGGGGACCACAUGCAGUAUUACGAGAAAAGCGGUUACGAUGUGCUGACGAUCUUUCCUAAAGAACUCGAAAAGAUGGGUUACGAGGAGCUACAGGAUUUCGUGUCUUCGUUCCCGCUGAAAAGAGGUAAAGCGAAACAUGAAGACGAAGAAGACGAGGGAGUGGUGGGAGAGUUGAAGGCGUCAUUCAGGGUGUACCCGUUGGAGGAGGACACAAGACCUGACGAUGUUCCACGGCUGCACGGUAGUCAUCAAGAGACACACCGUAAAUGGCCACUUAAGUGCAUAGUCCGCGUCUACGUCAUUUGCGGCAUGGAUCUUCAAUCACAAGACACUGAUGGUUUUGGGGAUCCAUACCUGGUAGUCAGCAUCGGCAAGAAGGAAUUCUCGACCCGCAAGGACUACAAGAAGAAGACACUUAACCCAGUGUUCGGAGAAAUGUUUGAGUUCCACGCAUCCAUCCCGUUAUCCAAGGACCUUAAGAUCACUGUCAUGGAUUACGACCGACUUUCACGUGACGACCUGAUAGGCGAAACCACGAUAGACCUAGAACAGCGGUUACUCUCGGGAUACCAUGCAACUUGCGGUCUGCCUAAGACUUACUUCAAGUCAGGACCUUAUGCUUGGAGAGACAGCAAGACCCCAAAGGAAAUCCUUCGCGAAGUCUGCCUCGACAGGGGACUAAACAGACCGGAUUUUUAUCACAAGGGAGACCAAGCGGUGACAGUAGUUGUUGGCGAGGACCAGUUCAACAUAGAGGAUCUGGAUGAUUACCAAUUGGAAAGCAACGAGUUGGGAUCUUCGGAGCAGAGGCUAUCCCUGCAUGCAUUGCACGCCAUGGGAAUGGUACCCGAACACGUAGAGACGAGACCGCUGUACAGCCCACUGCAGCCGCGCAUUGAACAGGGCAAGCUUCAGCUAUGGGUGGAUAUUUUCCCUUGUACAGAGGGCAGUAUCAAACCACCGAUAGAAAUCGAGCCCAGGAAGCCGAAAGACUUUGUUCUCCGCGUCAUUAUCUGGGAUACGACGGACGUUGAACUACAAGAGACGUCAAUCACCGGCGAGAAGAUGAGUGACAUCUAUCUCAAGGGCUGGCUGGAAGAGAUUGACGAGAAGCUAAAGACGGAUGUUCACUACAGAUCUCUGUCUGGUGAUGGAAACUUCAACUGGCGUAUGGAGUUCCCCUUCUCUUUCCUGACAAUAGAGAAGAAACUUCACGUGUCCAAAAAAAAACUAUGGGGAAAGUGUGAAGAGGGUAAAGUUGACGCAAAGCUGAAGAUACAGAUUUGGGAAAACGACAAGUUCUCCCCUGACGACUUCUUAGGCACUCGCUCGCUGCCCCUGCAUCGCCUGCCCAAGCCAUGCAGCAAUUCCCGCUGGUGCGGGACCAAGUACGACCCCGGCGUACGGCAAAACCCCGAUGACGACUUCGUAGACUUGUUCACGCUACACACCCACAGUAUCCGCGGCUGGUGGGCCUGCUGGCAACACGACUCGCCCAGCGGUAAACCGAAGGGCAAAGUGGACAUGUCUUUGGAGAUUCUUACCGCAGAAGAGGCAAAGGCUCGGCCAGUAGGCCUGGGGAGAAGCGAACCAAAUCAGCACCCUUAUCUACCUGAACCAGAUCGACCCAAGACCUCGUUCCUUUGGUUCACAUCCCCCUUCAAAACCAUGCGAUAUGUGGUGUGGCGCAACUACAAAUGGUACAUCAUCGGCGGAAUAGUACUCCUGCUACUUGUGGUGGCCAUCGCUCUGUUUGUCUACAACGUACCGGGCCUUUCAGCACGAAAACUCUUGGAGGUCAAAUAGGCCAUUGGACUAUUGACUAGCGCUCGAGCUCAAAUGGCGCACGGGGAUUUCAAGUGCUAUAUGAAGGCGGUUUUCCACAAAUGGCCCAUUCAAGGGAUUCGAAGAAAAAAGUAGUUUAUAGCUGUUUUGCUACAGAGAAAACCUCGGUUUACCCAGUUGGAUCUCUCUAAGAACAUUUACUGACCACAUUUUAUACCUAUUCCGCAAAUAAUCAGGUCAUUUAAAAGGUUGUUAUGGCAGAGCCGUAGCGGGCCACGUAAGAUUGGUGGGACACAAUACAGAAACAUUAAGAAAAUAUUUGGGGGCACAACCACGCCCCUUCUGGUCAUUUCCUUUUAAUUUUAGUAAAUAUUUGGGGGGUGGGGUGGGGUGGGGGUGGUGCCCCAAUAGUGCACCACCCUCUGCUACGGCCCUGUAUGGGAGUAAGUAAUAUAGAGUCUCUCGUUGGCUAUGCCAUAUUCGAGCUUCAAUUGGUCCUCACAAACACAAGUCAAUCCAAUCAUGUAAAAAUAUGUAUGUAAAGAACUCUAAAGGAAAUACAACUAUUUAAUUUUAUAGCAAUCAAUCGGUAAAAGUAAUAAAUUGAAAUAAUUAUGCUAUAAGGAUUGCAAUUUAUAUUUUUAAAGAAAUAUAUACUUAUUGGUA